UGCAGCAGGAGAGCAGCUCACAGAUACAGCUGGCUGGGGAAUACACAGGGGGAGCAACAGGGAUGGAGAAGAGACAGCAGGGGGCUCUCGCAUGUUCCUUAGGGAGCUGGACAGCAGCCUGUGAGUGUUGGGGCCACAGGGACCUGCGCUGGUGACGGGCAUAUGCAAAGGAGAGGUCCAGUGGAGCUAAUCCAUUUGGCAGAAGAGUCAGGGGACAAUAGGAGGAGGCGCGCCAGAUUCUGCAAAUGUCAUCAGCUAUAGAGAGAAAGAGCCUGGACCCAACAGAUGAACCAGUGGAUGAGGUCCUGCAGAUCCCCCCCUCACUGCUGACAUGUGGGGGCUGCCAGCAGAGCAUCGGGGACCGCUAUUUCCUAAAGGCCAUUGAUCAGUACUGGCACGAAGACUGCCUGAGCUGUGACCUGUGUGGGUGCCGGCUGGGCGAGGUCGGGAGGAGACUUUACUACAAGCUGGGGCGCAAACUGUGCCGAAGGGACUACCUCAGGCUGUUCGGCCAGGACGGACUGUGCGCCUCUUGCGACAAGCGGAUCCGAGCCUUCGAAAUGACGAUGCGGGUGAAGGACAAAGUAUACCACCUGGAGUGCUUCAAGUGUGCAGCCUGCCAAAAGCACUUCUGCGUGGGGGACCGCUACCUGCUCAUUAACUCGGACAUUGUGUGCGAGCAGGACAUCUAUGAAUGGACCAAGCUGAAUGAGAUGAUGUAGCACUGGCAGAGCUUCGGGGGCCCAUCCAACAUGGACGCCAGCCACACGUUCACUAACCGCACUGGAACUGACAAUACACGAACGACUGACAAACCAGUAUCUUUCCACUGGAACAACAUUGUCUUAUUCACUGAAUUAACACUCACAUGUACAUCCAGAAGGCCAUUCUGGUGAUCCUACUGUCAUUAUUGGUGCUCUUGUCCUUCCUGAAGCAGCAUGUGGAUAAUUGUGACAUAACAAACAGUGGUGAAACUCUAAAAGCAUAUAUAUAUAUAUGUAGGGAUCCUUUAAGUGAAGAAUGUAACUACAGUGGUUUCAGCGGGCUCUGCAUUAGAAUGGGACACCUCAGUGGUACAGGCAUGGUCUGAUUUCACCUUGACACCACCCAGAACUAUGGAGAACCAUGUAAACUCAUGGAACACUCAUCAUGGAAAAUCUAUGCAAAAAUGUAAAUGUAAAUUUGUUAUCAGGGAAAAGAUUUGUUUUUUUUUUUAGACAGUAGAUGAAUUUAUUGGCAGAAAAAAAGAGUCUCACCCUAAUUGACUUACCCGGGGACUGCCAGCUUGACUUGGAACUGGAAGGGUAAUAGACUUGUGGUUUGGGCACACAAGAGAAUAAAGAUGAUUAUAUGUGGCUA
Messenger RNA from Xenopus tropicalis (tropical clawed frog), 1359 nucleotides. It is a transcript of the gene lmo2, whose product is annotated as LIM domain only 2. NCBI's taxonomy places the organism in Eukaryota, Metazoa, Chordata, Amphibia, Anura, Pipidae. The record is from RefSeq and is marked provisional. Gene Ontology annotation, cellular component: nucleus.